Closterium sp. NIES-67 is the source of this 4479-nucleotide messenger RNA. Lineage: Eukaryota; Viridiplantae; Streptophyta; Zygnematophyceae; Desmidiales; Closteriaceae. The record is from the annotation of a GenBank genome assembly.
GCAUUUUAGGUCUUCCACGGCCAUGACAUCUUCGGCGUUACGGUAUUAGGUAUUUUUAGGCUGCUGUUUCCGUCGCAGUUGUCGCAAGGCAGGUCCCGAAUCACUGCUUCACCACUCCAAACUCAUCUCAGCGAGGCGCUAAAAUAUCGAAUUCGAGCAUUCCAUUGCGAACUCCAGUCUCUCCGCCCUUCACCCGACAACCCGUUGACCCCUUAACCUCCCCGCGUACCCGUUUACCGCUAACCUCGCCGCGAUGGACGCGACGGAGGACGAGAUUGCGCGCAUGCAAGAGGAGCGGCGCGCGAAGGAGGCGGAGCUGGCGGCGCUGGCAUCGGUGAGCUUCGACAAGGACCUGUACGGCGGGGGCGACAAGGACCGCUUCGAGGGCUACGAGAUGUCCAUCCCGGUCAUGGAGGACGAGGACGAGCAGGACGCCACGGAGCGCGAGGUCGCCAGGAAGCUGGCUUCAUACACGGCGCCCAAGGAGCUCUUGCACGAGCUGCCCAGGGGCGAGGCGGAGGAAGAGGCGGCGGGGUUCAAGAAGCCGUCGCGCAUCAUCGACAGGGAGGACGAUUACCGCCGGCGCCGGCUCAACCGGAUCAUAUCGCCGGACCGACACGAUGCCUUUGCUAUGGGCGACGCCACGCCCGAUGCGGCAGUGCGCACGUACGCGGACGUGAUAAAGGAGGAGGCGCUGAAGCGCGAGAAGGAGGAGACGCUACGGCAGAUCGCCAAGAAGAAGGCGGAGGAGGCCGAGAGGCAGGCGGCAGAGCUCUCAUCCGCGCCCACCAAGGCGCAGGGCGUGCCUGCUGCCACUGCUGCUGCUCCCCCUGCUGCUGCUGCAGUGGCAGCUGCUGCGCCUGCCGGUGGCAAGAGGAGGAAUCGGUGGGAUGUUGCAGGAGGGGGAGGGGCCGGUGCUGUUGAGGCGGAGGCCAAGAAGGCCAAGGCGGCGGAUUGGGAUGCUCCUGAUGCCACUCCUGGUGCUGCCAGUCGCUGGGACGCCCCUACUCCCGGUCGUGGCAGUGCAGUUGACGCCACCCCCACGCCCGGCCCCCGCCGCAACCGCUGGGACGAAACCCCCUCACACGGGGGAGUCCUGCCGGACGAUGCCACCCCAUCCGCGCUUCCGGGUGGCGGCGACGCCACCCCGGGUCUGGGUGGCGGAGCCACGCCAGCCGGCAUGACUUGGGACGCCACGCCAAAGCUGUCUGCCGGCGCCACUCCCACCCCGAAAAAAACGCGGUCCAGAUGGGACGAAACACCGGCCGGGGGAGGUGUUACGCCGGCGGGGGCAGGGGGAGGUGCCACCCCGUCUGCUGCUGUGGGCAUGACGCCCUCUGGGAUGACCCCAGGGGGGGUGACACCUGGGGGCGCCACACCUGGGGGGUUUGGAGUGACACCAGUAGGAGCAAUGGACAUGGCUACUCCAACCCCAGGGCAGAUUGCACUAAGGGGCCCGCUCACCCCGGAGCAAUUCACCAUGCUGCGGUGGGAGCGGGAGAUAGAGGAGCGGAACAAGCCGCUGUCGGACGAGGAGCUGGACGCCAUGUUCCCCCUGGACGGCUACAAGGUGCUCGAACCCCCUGCAGCAUACGUCCCCAUCCGCACCCCCGCUAGGAAGCUCCUGGCGACGCCCACCCCUAUGGGGGGCGCCGGAGGGGGUGCGACGCCACUGUAUGCUAUCCCAGAGGAGGAUCGGCAGCAGCUGUUCGACGUGGGCAAGGAGGUGCCAGGGCUGCCGAACCUGAAGCCCGAGGACUACCAGUACUUCGGCGCGCUGCUGAACGAGGAGGAGGAGGAGAAGAUGAGCGCGCAGGAGAAGACCGAGCGCAAGAUCAUGAAGCUGCUGCUCAAGGUGAAGAAUGGCACGCCCCCCAGCGCAAGACGGCCCUGCGGCAGCUGACGGACAAGGCGAGGGAGUUUGGCGCGUCGGCUCUUUUCAACCAGAUCCUGCCGCUGCUCAUGUCGCCCACGCUGGAGGACCAGGAGCGCCACCUGCUCGUCAAGGUGAUCGACCGCAUCCUGUACAAGCUGGACGAGCUGGUGCGCCCCUUCGUGCACAAGAUCCUGGUGGUCAUCGAGCCGCUGCUCAUUGACGAGGACUACUACGCCAGGGUGGAGGGCCGAGAGAUCAUCUCCAACCUCAGCAAGGCAGCAGGACUGGCGACAAUGAUUGCGGCCAUGCGGCCUGACAUUGACAACGUGGACGAGUACGUGCGCAACACCACGGCGCGCGCCUUCUCCGUGGUGGCGUCGGCGCUGGGCAUCCCGGCGCUGCUGCCGUUCCUGCGCGCCGUGUGCGCCAGCAAGAAGUCGUGGCAGGCCAGGCACACGGGCAUCAAGAUCGUGCAGCAGAUCGCCAUCCUCAUGGGGUGCGCCGUGCUGCCGCACCUGCGGUCGCUGGUGGACAUCAUUGAGCACGGGCUGGGGGAUGACAAUCAGAAGGUGCGCACCAUCACGGCUCUUUCCCUCGCAGCGCUGGCGGAGGCGUCAGCGCCGUACGGCAUCGAGAGCUUUGACUCCGUGCUCAAGCCGCUGUGGAAGGGCAUCCGAGCGCACCGCGGGAAGGUUCUGGCAGCAUUUCUUAAAGCCAUUGGGUUCAUCAUUCCGCUGAUGGACGCCAUGUAUGCGAGCUACUACACACGCGAGGUGAUGGUGGUGCUGAUCCGCGAGUUCCAGUCGCCCGACGAGGAGAUGAAGAAGAUCGUGCUCAAGGUGGUCAAGCAGUGCGUGGCCACGGACGGCGUGGAGCCGGACUACAUCCGCGCCGAGAUCCUUCCCGAGUACUUCAAGCACUUCUGGGUGCGCCGCAUGGCGCUCGACCGCCGCAACUACAAGCAGCUUGUGGAGACCACGGUGGAGAUUGCGAAUAAGGCGGGAGUGAGCGACAUCAUCGGGCGCGUGGUGGAGGACCUGAAGGACGAGAGCGAGCCGUACCGCCGCAUGGUCAUGGAGACCGUCGAGAAGGUGCUCACCAACCUGGGCGCCGCGGACAUCGACUCGCGGCUGGAGGAGCUGCUCAUUGACGGCAUCCUCUACGCCUUCCAGGAGCAGACCAGUGAUGAUGCCAACGUCAUGCUCAAUGGUUUCGGCACUGUUGUCAAUGCCCUCGGGCAGAGAGUUCGGCCCUACCUUCCCCAGAUCUGUGGGACGGUGAAGUGGCGGCUGAACAACAAGAGCGCCAAGGUGCGGCAGCAGGCGGCGGACCUGAUAGCGCGCAUCGCUGUGGUCAUGAAGGCGUGCGGCGAGGAGCAGCUCAUGGGGCACCUGGGCGUCGUGCUCUACGAGUACCUGGGAGAAGAGUACCCCGAGGUGCUGGGGUCCAUCCUGGGGGCGCUGAAGGCCAUAGUGAACGUGAUUGGCAUGACCAAGAUGACGCCCCCCAUCAAGGACCUGCUGCCGCGCCUCACGCCCAUCCUCAAGAACAGGCACGAGAAGGUGCAGGAGAACUGCAUCGACCUGGUGGGGCGCAUUGCGGACAGAGGCGCGGAGUUUGUGCCGGCGAGGGAGUGGAUGCGCAUCUGCUUCGAGCUGCUCGACAUGCUCAAGGCGCACAAGAAGGGAAUCAGGCGAGCGACAGUGAACACGUUCGGGUACAUUGCCAAGGCCAUCGGCCCGCAGGACGUGCUGGCAACGCUGCUGAACAACCUCAAGGUGCAGGAGCGGCAGAACCGCGUAUGCACCACCGUCGCCAUCGCCAUCGUGGCCGAGACGUGCUCGCCCUUCACCGUGCUGCCAGCCCUCAUGAACGAGUACCGUGUGCCGGAGCUGAACGUGCAGAACGGAGUGCUCAAGUCGCUGUCGUUCCUGUUUGAGUACAUCGGGGAGAUGGGCCGCGACUACAUCUACGCCGUCACUCCGCUGCUGGAGGACGCGCUCAUGGAUCGAGACCUCGUGCACAGACAGACGGCAGCGUCGGCGGUGAUGCACAUGACGCUGGGAGUGGCAGGGCUGGGAUGCGAGGACGCGCUGAUUCACCUGCUCAAUCUGGUGUGGCCCAACAUCUUUGAGACGUCGCCGCACCUGAUUCAAGCAGUCAUGGGGACCAUAGAUGGCAUGAGAGUGGCUCUUGGCCCCGCACUCGUGCUCGGAUAUGUGCUGCAGGGUUUGUACCAUCCGGCCCGGAAGGUGCGAGAGGUGUAUUGGCGCAUCUACAACAACCUGUACAUUGGGGCUCAAGAUGCUCUGGUUGCAGCAUACCCACGCCUGCCCGAUGAGCCCAAUAACACCUAUGCUCGGGCAGAGCUGGACAUGUUCAUUUGAGGCCUAAACGAAACACACGUGCGGCUGGUUGGUAUGUUAGGACCAUGUGCUUUUAAAGAACCACACGCCUCAUGCUCGUCAUGUGUCUUGAUGCUAGCUGCAGCUAUGCACUAAUGCUAAACUGCUGUACGUUCCUGAAAUUGUCACUGAUCUUAUCCUCAAAAUGAGCCCUUAGGGACAUGGUAGCAUAUGCAAGGUACCUAUUGUUCAAGUGAA